AUGAUGAAAAAUAAUCCAAAUGGGAAUAUAAUUGAUGGAAGCUGUGAGAAUCAUCAACGUCAGAUCACAUCACUGGAAGCAAAUUUGAGGCUGCAUCGUGAGCAACUGGCAAUGAAAGAUGUGCAACUUCGGCAACUUGAAGAAGAAAUUGGAAACGCUCAUCGAUGCAAUCAGCAGCUGAACGCGAAACUUGGUUCAAUGGCUACCAUAAAUAGCGCCAAUUUGCUAAAUCAAGAAAAAGAGCUCAAAAAAGCUCUCAAAGAGCGUACUUCAGAAUGCGAUUCGCUGAAAAAGAAGGUGGAAAAAUUCGAGAGAGACCGGCAGCAAUGGGAAAAUCAGAAGCGGGUAUUGGAAGCAAAGCAACCAAUGGAUGUCCAGAUGCUGCAAGGCCAAAAACGGGAACUAACUAUGCAACUGGAUCGAGAACAGGCCGAAAAACAAGAGCUUUUCUUGCAGAUUAAUAGCUUAAUAGCACAGUUAGCAGAUGCAAAUAGAGAUAACACAGACCAUCAGGAAUGUAAUUUGUUGAAAGAUGAGAAUGAAAAAUUAAAGAAACAGAUCACCGAUAUUCUGGCCAUUCAAUCGCAACUUAAUACAGACGUGCAUAAUUUGCAAGAAGAAGUGCGAUGCAAGAAUCAGGAAGUAGAAAAUGCUCAAGAUGAAUCAAAAAGACUUCGUUUGAUUAUGAACAACGAGAAGAUCCAACUAGAAAAUAGUAUUGAGGAAUUGCAGCGCGAUUUACAGAUGAAAUCAGCUGCAUUGCAAAGCUUAAUGCUUGCUAAACAGGAUAUCAAAACGAAUGAAGCAGACUCAGCAAUGAUAAUUCGAUUAACAGUGGAAAAUGAAGAACUGCGAGGUCAGAUUGAGGAAAUCAGGAAUGAGGUCAAGGGACGCGUUUCCGAUAUUGAGGAGGUGAAAUUAGAAAAUGAGAAAAAACUCAAAAAUCUUCAAAUCGAGUUGGAUUCCAUGCGGGAAAAUGCAAAAGAGAAGGAAGCGGAAUUGUUCAAACAGAGUGAUGAAAUUGGAAAGUUGCAAAGUGAAUUGAAUUCCGCACUAGAAAAUAUGCAAAAGGGAGAAGCUGAAUUAUCGUUCAUGCGAAACAAUGAAGUACACGAAGUGUCGCAGCUUCGAGAGGCUUUGGAGAAAUAUAAAUUAGACGCGGGAAAAAUAAGUGAACGAUUGGAGGAAAGCCAGAGAAAUUUAGCAGAAUGUGAGGAAAAGUGUGAUGCUUUGAAAAAGGACGCCGAAGCAAAACUUAUGCGGGAAAGCAAUUCUUUGGCGGAUGUUAGAAAGAAAUAUGACGAAGAAAUAAGACAACAAGAAACGAAAUUUAAUAAUCUGAAGCAGAGUUUAAAAGUGGAGGAAAUGCGAACACAAGAAGCAGAACAAGAAGCAAAAAGUUGUCGGUUAAAAAUCACUGAUCUAGAAGAGGAAUUAAAAGUUUUGAGGAUACAAACUGAUAAACAGCGUGGUGUUGAUGAACAGAUGCGGUUAUUGCGCGAAGAACUAAAACAGGCGAAACACAAGAUAACUGUUCAGGCUGCGGAUCUAGAAAAAGCUGAAACAGAUGCUGAUGAAGCAGAACGUUCCUCUCGGGAAACUAUUGAUGAACUCGAAGAGGAAGUUCGGUCUCUCCAAGAAAAACUGAAAAUUCUAGAAAUUGAUGAAAAGAAACAGAGCAAACGUCUGUUAAUGGUUGAACAGGAAAUGAUGAAAAGUCAAGAAACUAGCGAAAAAUACGAAAGGAAGUGUGAAAUGCUGAUGAAGGAACUUGAGGAAGUUCGUGCUGCUUUCAUUGAUACCAAUGCAAUCCUGGAGACAUUCAAAGCUGAAAAUGAGAAGCUGCUAGCGAAAGCAAGUUUAGAAGAUGAAGUGCUCACCUUAGCUACUUCACUGCAGUCAGCUCGCGAUGAGAUCAGUAUAAAGCAUGAUGAAAUCGCAAAACUCCGAAAGGAAUUGCGUGAGGUACAUGAAGAAAAUGAGCGUUUGUUGAUGGAUGUUGAUGUACAAACUCAAACAUUGCAACAAGAUGCUCAAUCAGCUCGAUCUGAAGGUGAUGAAGCGAGAAAAGAAAUGGAAAAAUGUAAGAGUGACAAAAGUGUUCAGCAGCAGGAGAAUGGCCUCAUUUUGGUUGAGCUUAGAAAUGAAAUUUCGAAACUUGAAGAACAAGUGAUUGAAAAGGAGAGAAUGCUUGGAGAUUUAGAAUCGAAAUAUCAGAAAAUGUUAAUUAAUGCAAAGCAGCAACACGAACAGCAGAUUACUGAGCUAAAUAAAGAAGUGGAAAGAUUGAAAGCUUCUGAAAGCGGUAAAAUUGAUGAACUCAAUGCUGUAAUGAUGAAUCUGAGGAAGGAAUUAGCUGUCAAGGGCGGCAGUGUUGCACCUUUCAGAAUUAAUCAACAUCGUGAAUUUCAAAGCAGAGAGGCACAAGAUCUGGAUUUGAGUCCAAGAUCUGAUUUCGAGGAGAAAUUGGCUACUUUAAAAGAAUGCAUAGCUGAUGUACUUGAGGAAAAAUUAUUUUUCGAACAGAAUGACUGUCAACCAAUAAUGGUCAACAAAGCUGUUCAAACAAAGACGGAAGUAGAGGAGGGGAGACAUAUCAUUUCCGUGAAUAACGACGAUGAAGAAGAAACAGUGAAGCGUGUAGAUAAAGAUAGUCUGUUGCUAAAACGAGACGAAUGUAAUCAUGCAAACAGGAGUUGUGGCACUACCACUGAACAAAUUUGGAUGUCCAAAUCAAAUAGUGAAGUUUGGAGUCUAAGAGCGGAGUUAGCUUUUUUGAAAAAACAAAUAAAAGAAGACGAAAUGGACAGUAAGUACCUUCAGAAGCAUAUCAGAGUGCUACAAGCGACUGUGCAAGAAAAUAAAGAAAUUUUGGAUUUGAUUAAAGAAACGGAAAAAGAUAUAAAGAGCAAUGAACUUGAAACCAAAGAAUCUUUGAAUCCAUUUGAGGAACAGAUUGAAAAAUUAAAGACGGAGUUAGUAAAUGUCCAAGAAUGCCGAGAACAUCAUAAACGCGAAGUAGACCAGAGAGAUUUGGACAUUGUUAGUUUGAAGAAAGAUAUUGAAAAUUUAAUAAACGAUAUGAGAUCUUGCAAAACACGUCUUCAAGAAAGCAAUCGUUUGGAAGAAAGAAACAGAGUAGUCGAGUUUGAAAAUAAAAACCUUCUCGAUGAAUGUUCAUCACUGAAAGCAAAGUUGACGGAAUUAAAGGAGCAACUUGUUGAAGUGGAAAAUGAAAAUACUAAAAAGCACGUUGAGGAAGUGAAGGAUCUUAAUGAACAACUGGAUAAAGCUCGUCAGGCCUGUAAAUUAUCAGAGGCAGAAAUGGAUCGAUUGCGAGAGCAAUCUGAGAAUCUGUCAAAAGAAGUGAACCAUUUAAGAAACUUUUUAAAUAUCGCUAAUACGGAGAAAGAACGAUUGAAAACAGAAGCAUUCGAACGACUGAAGGAAAUGGAAUGGCUGUCGCGUGAACGGACAGAGCUAGAAGUAACUCGACAACAGCUAGAUGAAGCGAUAGCGGAAGGUGAGCGUCAAGCUCGGGAAUUAGCAAGAUUAAAAGUUCAAGCUAAGGGUGAUCAAGACUUGGAAAGAGAUCAGCAACAAGAGCUCCGUGAUUUGCGCCAACAAACUCAGACCGUCGAGGAAAAGUGGAAAUUGGAAUGCAAGAAGAGCGAAGCGGAUGCGCAAGGUGCCAAAAUAGAACUUGAAAAACUAACUAAAACAAAUGAAACAUUCAUUGGCAACAUCAAAAGGCUUACUGAUGAGCUCGAAGUUGAACGAAAACGAAUUAUCGAUUUAGGUAUCGAGAAAGUGCACCUUCUGAGCGAAAUUGAACAGCUCAAAAAUGAACUCGACACACUGAAAACAAGAAAUACACUAAAAGAGGAUUCACCAAAAAUGAAAAGAAAGUUAAGCGAAUUAAUGGCUGAGAAUGCUCGCCUGACGAGCGAACUGUUAAAGGAACAUAAUCCAUUAGAUGAAGAACUGAGUAAGCAAAAUCAGCAAAUGGAAGGAUUGUUAAAAAAGCAUGAUGAACGUUGGGAAUACGAGGAGAAAUUGCUACCGCAAGAAAAUCGAGAGGAAUUGAGAAAGCUUACGGAGGAUUACGAGAGACGGUUGCAGCGGUGUAACGAAGAGUGGACAAUAAAGUCGAAUAAUCAAGAGGAAAUACUGAAACGAGAAAUGAAGAGGGUGAAGGAUGAGAAUGAAGAAUUACGAAGUCAAAACGAAAGGAUACGAAAAGAAAUGGGUGAGAUACAGCGAGAAAUGGAAGGGAGCAAGCAAAUAUCAGAAGAACCGGAUAUUGAGAAAAGAUUAAACGAAUCGGAGGGUAACUUGUCCAGGUUGAAGGCAGUAUGCAACAUUCCCACACCACCACCUCGUAAAAGAAUUGGAAGUGAAAUAACCGAUGGAGUGUUACAAUUAUCGCUAGCGGAAGAAAAUAAGAAAUUGAAGAAAGAUAUCGAAAUGCAGCAUAGGUUGGUCGUCGUUCUCAGGCGGAAAUUACAGUCCAUGCAGCAACAGCAGCAAUAAUAACAACAGAGAUGCAACCUAUAGUGCAUUCCUUUCAAAAGUUUAUUGUUGGCUGGUGAUAGUUGAG
Loa loa (African eye worm) is the source of this 4600-nucleotide messenger RNA. RefSeq lists its product as hypothetical. The coding region runs from base 1 to 4533 and encodes 1510 amino acids. The transcript has 28 exons. NCBI's taxonomy places the organism in Eukaryota, Metazoa, Nematoda, Chromadorea, Rhabditida, Onchocercidae. The record is from RefSeq and is a predicted model, not a curated record.